UGACAGGUGAAUUUAUAAAAAGAACUAGUGUCAAAAAAUGUGCGAGGCUGUGUGCGUAGCUGUCCGUUGCGUGUGUGCGUCGCGUUACGUUGACAGCUGUCAGUGAGGAUUCAAAAUGGCAGAGAAAGUCAGCUGAUCGCAAGUUUCCCCGCGCAGGGCAGCAAGCAAGCGGCGAAUCAAGCGCAUCAUGCAGGUGUUCGGCGAGUGGGCGCAGGUGGAGGUGGUUGAACUGGUCAACGACGGGUCGGGGCUGGCGUUCGGCAUUGUGGGCGGGCGCUCGUCUGGCGUCGUCGUCAAGAGCGUGCUGCCGGGGGGCGUCGCUGACCGGGAUGGCCGACUGCGCAGCGGCGAUAUGCUCCUACGCAUCGGCGCAGUGUCGGUGGUGGGGAUGUGCGCGAGACAAGCCGCUGCCGUGCUGCGCCAGUGCGGCGCAUGCGUGCGUCUACUGGUGGCAAGACCCUCCCCCGCCCCUGCGUCCGGGUAUUCUCGACAACCUUCACUCCAGUCCCUAGGAGCAUCAUCAGCGCCUGUGGUCCCGUCGCGCCUGCUCGCCGACCCCAUAGAGCUGGAGCGCCGGCUCGCGGAGGCCGGCCACGACGGCUUCGGAGCCCUGUGUGAGGACUCCGCCCCGCCACCUUCGCCGCCACCAGCCAUUAUCGAGGAGCGCUUGCAUUCCAGGCCGGUAGCGUCGAUAGUGGCGGUGGUACCGCGAGGUGCGCUGGCGCCGUCGCCGCGCCCGCCGCAGUACGUGCCGCCGCCCGCCGACCCGCAGCCGCCACCAAUGAGGUUACCGCUGGACAUGGCGGUGCGUGGCACUGGCGAACCUGAGACGCUCAGCUACGAAGUGUCCCUCAAUAAACACUCCGCCCUCGGGCUGGGUAUCACCGUCGCCGGAUACGUCUGUGAACAAGAGGAGCUGAGCGGAAUCUUCGUGAAGAGCAUCAGCGAAGGCAGUGCUGCUGACCUCUGUGGGAAGAUACAGGUCAACGAUAGGAUUGUCGAGGUGGAUGGCGUGUCACUCCAUGGAGUAACGAACCAUAAGGCAGUCGCGUUACUUCGCGACGCUAAAGGUCCCAUCGUCAGGCUCAAAGCUUUAAGGUAUCUCCGCGGAGCGGGGUUUGAGAAGCUACAGAGGGCGCUAGCUGCACAAGAUGGCCGCCGGUCGCCGAUACAACCGCCAAGCCCCUCCGUCACCUCACUCGCCAAAUAUAGCUUUAGUGUGUACGACGAAUCAACAGUGAUAGAAGCGGAACCAGACUCAGAGAUCCAACCUCACUUGCCCUCACCGACCUCUCCCUCUGAGGAGGCGGAGAUCGUGAUAGGGAGGGACGACGAGAUGUCUGAGAGGGAAGCCCGGAGGAUCCAGGACAAAUGGCGGGACAUACUGCUGGGGGAGCGCGACUGGCCCGGACACCAGUACGAAUACGAUAUCAUAGUGGGAACGAUAAUAAAAGAGAAAGACAGCGGUCUCGGCAUCUCUUUGGAAGGCACUGUCCGGGUGGUAGCAGGCAAGGAAGUCCAGGCGAGGCAUUACAUCCGGGCCAUAGCACCUAACGGACCUGUACAUAGAUUGGGGGUUUAUCAAGUUGGAGAUGAGCUUCUGGAGGUAAAUGGCUGGCGAGUACUAGGCGCACAUCACGUGGAGGUGGUGACAAGACUGAGAGCCGUGACGUCACCGGUGCGCCUGGUCGUCGUCAGGAAAAGGAGUGAGCUGCCAAGGGAGGAGCAGCAGAAGAAUGAGCAGACGAGCUUCGCUAGGAACAGCGUCUUGGGCGGCAGUCUUCAGGACCUGCUGACUCCGCCGCAGAGGCUGAUCAAAGCCAAGAGUGAGAGCUCUGUGGCGUCGCUCUGCAGUGCCACCACCGUCAUGUCUACUGGGCAUGAUCAUGAUGAAUUUUGCUCUGAGGACUUAGAAAAGAACCGGUCGAGGUCGCUGGAGCCUCUAAGCGGUCUGGCGAUGUGGAGUGACAACAUUGAGUACAUCCAGCUGCUGAAGGAAGAAAGGGGGCUAGGGUUCUCUAUCUUGGACUAUUUGGAUCCAUCAGAGCCCGGUAGCUCAGUGAUCGUAGUGCGAUCAGUGGUGUCUGGCGGCGCGGCGGCUGCUGAUGGGCGGCUGGCGCCGGGAGACCGGCUGAUCUCCGUCAACGGCCUAGAUGUAUCGAGGAGCGCUCUAGCUGCUGCUGUUAGCGCCAUCAAGAGUGCACCCAAAGGAAUUGUGACAAUAGGCGUUGCAAAACCUCUGCCUUGCAGCACAGUGGUCGGCGGUGAGAAAGCCAACGGGCAAAGCAUGCAAGGAAGUCAGGAAUGCAUAAACUCUCUGGCUUCUGACGACCACACCGGCAUGGAUUCCUUCCACGAGUGCCUCCAGGAGUACGGCGAGGGUUUGGAGGUCGUCCAGAUCUGCCUUGAGCCUGAAGACUCCUCCAUCAAGGAUGAAGAGCUCUCCGCCUUAGCAGACCUCAGUUUUGAUGACCUAAACACUAAGAACAAACCAAGUCCAAAACACGAUGGCACUACGGACCAAAUAAAUGGAGAAAUCGUUAAAUCGAAAUCCGAGGAGUCUCUGCAAGAUGACGAUAUGACAAUAACAGAAGACGAUGUCUUAGUCGCACCGAGAGAACUCCCUGAUACGAGAAGUAAAUCAGCUGAUAGAAAAGGCGAAGGAGAACGGUCUCUAUCCAAACAGCAGAGUAAAGAUAUCUCCACAUCAGAUGAAAUGGUUUUCGCUGUAACACCUACAGGACUAGAAAGGAUAAGUUUCGACAAGUAUUGGAAAGAAGAUGAAAGUGUUGCAAAGAAUCUAGAAAAGGUUAAAAGCGAUGAAAGUUGGAAGGAGUGUCUCAAUUCACCAACAGACGAGAGUAGCUUCUACGACGCCACAACAAGAAUAUCUACCCAGGACGAGAACAGUUCACUUUUAUAUAUCGACCAUGAAAUCGACGGCUACGAAACAUGCUUAGACGAAGACUCGUCUGUAAAGUGUACGAUAAAAAACGGUCGUAAACUAAACGGUGAUCGUGAGAUCAAAGAGACUGGUAAACAAGAUAAAAUAGCUAUUAGAAACAAAGACAACGACGCAAGUGCCAAAAGUAUUCCUAGUGUAGACGAGACAACAUACGGACAUCCUUACGUGCAAGAGCAUAUUAUAAAACAAAUGAAAUCACUUCGAAUAGAGCCCUUAAAUAUAAAUAUAAGUCACAAAAAACAUAAGAAACGAAGUCCUACCAAACCGUCCAAGACUGAACGAAAAUGCGUUGAAUAUUACAACGACCAAGAUGAAACUCUAAAAGAAAUAAGACAGAAAAAGUUAGAAGAAGAAGAGAAGAAAAGUAAAGAAGAACAGAAAAAGAUUUUGCAGAACAACAUCGCGGCGAUGGAGAAGAAACUACAGUUGAAGAAGCAGGAACCUAGUGAAGAAUCGACGGACUUAGAAACGAAUUAUGUACCAGGAUGCCAUAAGUGCUUCUUAGAAAACUACGCGUAUGCGAUAACGAAAGCGUAUAUAGCGGAAGCGAGUGCGUGUAAAUAUUGUGAGGUGAUAAGGGACAUGUUAGAGGCACCGAAGACCAUGCCCGAUAGAAGAAUGUCUGCUCCAGCGCUGGUCAACUUGGAGAGUCCAGGGUCGGAGACGGAAGAAGAUGACUUCCUCAUGGUACCAGUGUCUAAGGACAGAAGAAAGUCGGCUGGACCGCUGAAGUUUAUAGUGCCUUCAAGAAGAGCUAGUUACGUGCCACUGUCAACUAUGACGGUGACAGUAUCACCCGAUCGUCGCGCAGAUUCCAUUGUGGCCCAGCGCUGGGGGCCACCUAGGAAGGUCUCCCUCAAGAGGACUCCGGGGGCCCCGCUUGGUGUCAGCAUCGUCGGUGGGAAGGUUGACAUAGUAUCUAACGACAGUGAUGAUGGAGAAGAAAAGGCCAUAUUCGGCAUCUUCAUCAAGAAUGUGGUUCCUGAUAGUCCAGCUGGGAACUGCGGAGAAUUACACACCGGAGACAGGAUCCUGGAGGUGGACGGCGCAUGCGUGAGGUCAGCUCAGCACGAGCGCGCGGUGCAGCUGAUAAAAGCAGCCGGUGACAAGGUCACUUUGACCGUCCAGAGUCUUUUGGCUUGGAACACAGACUCGUCUGACGUGGAAGCGACGUCAUCGCCACCGCCGACUCCUGCGCAUACGAGGAAGAGCCCCGCUCCGCCGCCGCCGAUUGACGGCACUCCUGAACAUGAGAUCAAGAUAACAGUAACCUCCGAGCCUGACUCAGAGAAGGAGACUGGAGAAGAUACAGAGAAAGAAACAGAGAAGGAGUCAACUUCUGAAGCAGAGAAGCCUCCUAAGCCGGUGUACUCUGAUUCCGAGAGCAGUGACGAAGAAGACGAGAGAGACCUCGGAGGGAGAACUUAUUCGGAGAAAGGAGUUGAGAUCGACCGUGCUUCAGCCGGAGCAGUAAAAAGGAGUAAAGAAGAGAAGGAGGCAGAUAGAGAAGAAGAAGACGACUUCGGCUACACCACAAAUAAAAUCCGUAAGAAAUACGCGUCUUUGGGAGACAGUGUCCUGGCAGUGAAGUUGGAGAGGAGCCCCAAAGCUGGUCUGGGGCUGAGCCUGGCAGGGCAUCGGGACCGCAGUCGGAUGGCCGUGUUCGUGUGUGGACUGCACCCCGCCGGGGCGGCCGCGAAGGCACAACCACCCGUCAAAGUCGGGGACGAGAUUCUGGAGGUGAACGGCAUAGUGUUACAUGGAAGAUGUCAUCUAAACGCGUCAGCCAUCAUCAAGGGUCUGGUCGGACCUGUCUUCAAGAUCAUCUUGCUCAGACGAAAAUCGGCCCUGGAGGAUGUAGCGGUGAAGCCUUUAACGCAGUUCCCAGUGGCAUUGGAAGAAGAGUCGGAGGACCGGUUUGCAGGUUACAAAGGCGUCCGGGACAUUACCAUCAAAAAGGGUCCGUCAGGUCUGGGCAUUAUGAUCAUCGAGGGUCGCCACACGGAGGCUGGCCGUGGGAUAUUCGUCUCGGAUCUCCAAGAGGGAAGCGCUGCGGAACAGGCUGGUCUUCAAAUUGGUGACAUGAUCCUGGCAGUCAACAGAGAUUCAUUGCUGAGCUGCAGUUAUGAUGCGGCGGCGGCGAAGCUGAAGCAUACGGAGGGCGUGGUGGUGCUGACGGUAUGCAGCCCCAACAUGAAGGAUGAUAAGACUGAAGAGCCCUCCGGGAGCUCUGGAGCCACAGCAGGUGCCUCUCGACCUGCCAGCAGGAAUCAAACCCCGGACCCCAAGACUGGCGCGUCACGACCGACGACUCCCAGGCCUGCGCCUUCGCCUGUUAGAGCGGAACCACCCCCGGACCCAGCGACGGCACAGAUCAUCCCCAACCAGGACACAGUGAUAGAGAUCACGCCAGCUACGGAGAUCCUGGGCAUCGCCUUGUUGGGCGGCAGCGAUACUUUGAUUGCCGGUGCAGCAGCAAUAGUCUUGGAUAUCCACAAGAACGGGGCAAUAGCCAAAGAUGGUAGACUGAAAGUUGGAGAUCAGAUCUUCGAGUGCAACGGGAUCGCUAUCACCAAAGACAUGGCUCACGAGAGACUCUGUUUAUCUGUUAAACAACGUGCUCCUAAGCUAAAAAUGACAGUGCACCGUGUAGAGCCGAUAAAAUACGACGAUAUUGAAGUGGAGCUGACGAGGAAGGCGGGACGAGUGCUCGGCUUGACGCUGGUGGCUUUCAACUCAGGCACAGGAGUCUACCUUGGGGAUAUGCUCCCCGGAUCCCCAGCGGAAAUGGACGGUCGUCUCCAGAAAGGUGACAUCCUGAUGGCCAUAGAUGGCCAAGACCUAUCAGCUGCUGACUUCAUCACAGCCGCUUCAUCUCUCAAACUGAUCGGCAAUAAGGUCUCGGUGAAGGUCAAACGGUUCAAGUGUGUUAGGUAAUUGUUCGGGUAGGAUUACUAUAACCGUAACUCUUCAGAAUUAAGGAGUAAUCUCGCUAGAAUGGUGUUGCCUUGAUGUGAGGUUUCUAGUUAAUUUUCACGGGUUAUACAUGUCGUUGUUGUAAAUGAAGAAGAUCGUGUAGUUUUCAAAGGCGAGGAAUAACAAAAUGACAUUCGGUACCUGGGUAGUUUCCUAGAUCAAAGAUAAAUUAUGAAAUUAUUAUUACUAAAUAAACAUAGAUCUGAAGGUGACAGAAAACGUUUUCUAUUUUCUAUUUAUGAAUUUUAAUAAGUAAAGAAACAUUUUAUCACGUAUUUUUAUGACGUCAUAUGUUAUUUUUUCAUACAAAUUCCAUAGUAAUUUCGUGUUUUGACGUUUAGUAAAAAGUAAACGAUUUGACUAGUUGGAAACUACCCUUUUAGAUACCUACAUUUUGUUAUCUAUCUUUGGUACAGUAUGUGAUCUGAGGUUUAACCUGGAGAUUUCACCGAUCGCGACGCCAUCUUGGAAAAUGGCGCCUAAAAUCAAGAAAUAGUAAGAAGAUUAGACGAUCCCAGUGCAAAGAUUGGUAGUAGUAUUUAAAUCCAUUUUUUUUUAUUUCAUCCAUAAUCUAAUAAUGUAUAUGAUUGCAUGUUCCAUCUUUAUACCAAACAAAAAAAAAAUCGUAGUGCUUUUUUUACAAUGAAAAAUACCCGAUCUUAUUCACAACAUAGAAGUCAAUAGAAAUGACAGAAUAAUGAAACCAAAUACAGUGUUAAAUAUUGCCUAUUCUUAGAAUAAAUACUGUCCGAAUACGAUAAUUUAUUUAUACUUGAUAUUUGUGACUACGUUCCCGAUUAGGCUAGUCAAAGGUACCUACUUCCAUCGCGAGAUGAACUAACAACCUUCACCGAGCUUUCUGUUAGACCAACGUGAUAGACAGCCAUUUCGCCGUCUAGAAUGGUCAAGCCAACUGUGUUAGUGAAAAGUGCACGAAGAAUAAAUUAAUAAUGUAUUUCAAUUCAAACAAAGAUGGAGUUUUGUAAUUUCUUUAUUGUUUUCUUAGAGUGUUGGUGGCCAUAAUAUAGAAAAAAUUCAUUCGCGUCAAAAUAGUUAUUAUUGUAUACUGAAUAGCACAUCAAAAGAAAAAAAAAAAACGUUUCAACCCUUGUUCCAACUUUCUAUUUAGUGGUAUGAAACUUGAUUUUAAAUAUUCAUUACUUACUUAAAAAAGAACUCGUUGUUUUGUAAUAAUUAAUUAUUUAUUUUAAUUUUUAAUCACAAUGAUUGAAACCCAUUUAUGAAGGUAUAGAGGAUUUUGAUGUGCUGUCGUUUUUUCUGGUCUUCCUCCUUUUUUUACUAUACCUACCUAUGAAACAUAAAAAAUCAAAUGAUCAAAAAAGAAAAAUAAUCUUAAGGAAGUUAUUACAUAAGUGAAUAGACAAUAAAUUAAUUCCUUGCUAUUUUCAUUAUACUCUCGGAGACUAUAGAAACAUCUUUUAUCUCUUUUGAUUCAAAUAUUUUAGCCCCAACAAGCUCCCAUCAAUUCAUUAAAAAACAAAUUAAAUAAAAAAAAAACAAUUUUGUUACCAAAGUUAAAUGUUAAUAAAUAAUAAAAAAUAAUGUAAAAAGAUUCGUCUUUCUGUCCAUUACUUUGACCAAACUAAAAAUAUUAGUCGUAAUAAAUUCACAUUUCUAAAAGUAAUUUAAAAUAUACUUAGUUGCAAAUAAAACAGGAAUGCAAUCCAACAAAAUUAUUUGUGGGUUUUACAUUUAAUUUGAAUACUAAUAAAUAUGUGUUUAGAGACAAUGUAGACGAAUAAAAUAAAACAUGCAGUAUUGAUUAAAUAUUUAAGAUCUGAUUAAGUUGAUUAAAUAAUUAAUUAAUAAUAGGAAUAAUUUCGUAUGCAAUAGUACUUUAAGUUAGGCCGAAAUAACCCUUUGGGUGUAGCCUGUACGGUAUUACAGUAUUUAAUUUAAAUUACAUACAGAUUAAAUGUUUAAUAAUUUAGAGAUACCAGUUGGAUUACCUGAGGAUUUUAAAGAAGGUUAAAAAUCUUAUUUAAAAUAUAUUUAUGUUGUGUUUCUAAUUAAUAUUGCAUUUAAUGCUAAUUUAUUUUUUUACAUUUAAAUUCUUUUUUGUUUUUUGUAAAUAUUAUAUCAAUUUUAGAAAAUUUUUAGUUUAAAAAAUAUUGUUUAACAAUUAUUGGGAAAUAUAGUAUAAUAAAAAAAUACCUAUUUAUAGAAUAGAAUAUUGAUUCAUUUUCAAUAAUGUUCAAAUAAUACUAAUAUUCAAAACAAAAAGGGAUUUAGUUUUAAAAAUACAAUGAUUUUUUUUAUUUUGUAGUUAAAAGAAUAAUAAUAAAAAAUCUAGUCCCUUCUCCUGUACAGUUAUUGAUGUCAUUGUCUGUUCUAUAAUAAAUUGCUUUCAAAAUUAAAAAAAAAAAAUAAUAAAUAGGCUUCAUAUUCCUGUCAUUCUAUACCAUUUUAGAAAGCUAGGUCGAACGGAAAAAAACGUAGGGUGUUGCCAAAAUUGAUAAUUUACCUACUUUUUGAACGGCUUCGUUGACAAGGUUUUGGCACCCAUAAAGUACAAUUCAAGUUACCCUGCACUUAGGUUUGCUAGUGGUGAAUAAGGAACUUACGCAAUGACUAGACAGAUGCCAGAAUUGUGAUGUGUUUGGCUUGAUGAAUAUUACAAAAUCAUUAUUAUACAUCUCACUGCUGGUUACUAUCUCGUUGUUCGUAAGUGGCAACUCAUUUUAUAGCGCUUUGGUGGAUAUCAGCUCCGCCGCGCCGUAAAGAAGCGUGUGUACGCCAUACGCUUACUGUACGCGGUUUGAUAAAUCGUCUAGAUAAAAUCUUGUCUACUCAAUAGAUUUUUAUCAGCAUCGACCGCCAGUGACAAAUAAAAUCACAACUCAAAAUGUUUGCCAUAUGUGCGACAUCGUAUCGUGAUGCAAUGCGUAGCAAAAUUUGUGACACUGAUUAAAAAAGUGACUAAUUCUGUGUUUGACAUCUGUCCAGCAGUCAUAAUAUUAUUAUUGGACUUAAACAUUUUUGCAACUUAAGUGAUCCUUAAAGAUAGUUUGAGUUUUAAAAGCUCUUUAAACGAUGAUUGAUUUCAAAAUUACAAGCUAAAAUAGCUUAAAACUUGCAACUGACACAAAAGUUAGAAUUUCAUUUAAAUACAAUUAAAAAAAAAGAAUGAAUUGCGUAGCAUAAUUCUAAAAUGUUGUAAAGUGUAUAAAGUGUGUUUUCCUCUGUCAUUUUUUAAUAUUAAUUAAUUGUAAAAUAGUUGUACGUAAUGAUAAUAAUAUUUCGUAGAGAGGCACUGAUUGCACUUUUUUUUCUGCAUAGAAAGUAUGAAGUCAUGAUAUAAUAAUUUAUGGCAUUAUUUAUUUUUUUGUAAAUUCAAAUUGACUUUUUAUUUGCGAAAGUUUUUGAAACAAUUAUAACCAUAAUUAAAAACAAAAAAAAUAUAUAUUUGUAAGUACAACUUUUGUUUAAGCAAUAAAAUGAGCACCACGUUACAAUCAUAAAAGUGUUGACCAAUUUGUAAACCUUUUAUUUUUUAAAUAAUUUUAGUGACCCAAAAACCUCUAAAUAUUAUUUAUGAGUAGACUUUAUUAUUAUAAUUUUCCAUGGUUUCAAACCACAAUAAUUAUAGUAUUUCCUGUUAAUCUUUAAGUAGCCAUUAGCGAAGCCUAAAACACAUCAGUGAGAAUAAUAAUGUCAAAUGCCUUAAUGUGAAUCUAUAGAGUUUUAGUCAAGUCUAAAGCGUAGGUAAAUAUAUUAUUUUUAUUUAAAAACCUCUACUACCUAGCCUAAUGGAUCAAUUGGUCUAUUUUUUUAAUAAUAAAGCUUUUUAUGCUAUGAAAAGCAAGGUUUUCUUGCGUUUUUAAUAUAGUCGACCUUACUGGAUGACAUUUUACUACUUGGCUAAGCUGGGUAUAGUCAGCUUAUUUAGGAAAAAUAACAAUGACAGUAGCGACAAACAACUUAAAAAAGUACUGAUGUGUUUUAGGUACAAAUCCUAUUGAUAGUUAAGUGACCUAAUGUGAUAGUCUCGUAUUUAAGCCAAUUUUAAAUUAAAUAUCAUCUAACGGUAGAAAUAAUUUAUUGUGAAUAACUUAUUUCUAUAUUUAUUUAACUUUUGAUGGAUAAACGGUAUUUCGUAUGCGUAUGAGUGAAAUGUAUUGAAAAAAGAAAUCGAUUUGUGCUUUGUCCCUCUUAUUAUACAGUCUAAAAUAAUAAAAUAAAAUAAUAAUAACAAGUUAACAACCUAAAUUUGCGAAUGUUCUAUGAAUAUAUGGGAUUUUUUUAAACCUUUUAAGUAAAAGAAAAAUAUUUCGAAAUUAUUAUUUUUUAAUAACUUUCUAAACAUUUUAUUUGUAUCAUUUAAUUUUGAUAAAUAGCAGAAGUCAUAGAAUAUUCACAAAUAUUCUUAUUUAUUUUGUUAGUUAGACAUUAAAUUAACACGAAAAAUGUUGACACAACGUCGAUAUAUGGUUUUAUAUGUAGCGCUACUACUACUAUUUUUUUUUAUUUACUAGCGCUAAUAAAUCGAAUUAAUAAACCAAUUUGAUGUCUAAUUGAAGCAAAGAAGUUUUUAUCAAUCAAUAUUCUGCCUACAU
Messenger RNA from Pectinophora gossypiella (pink bollworm), 10518 nucleotides. RefSeq lists its product as uncharacterized. Gene Ontology annotation, molecular function: protein binding. The coding region runs from base 188 to 5902 and encodes 1904 amino acids. The transcript has 35 exons. Lineage: Eukaryota; Metazoa; Arthropoda; Insecta; Lepidoptera; Gelechiidae. The record is from RefSeq and is a predicted model, not a curated record.